AUGUGAUUAUGAAAAGUAUAGGUUAUUUAUUCAAACGUUAACAGAACGUAUUUGUAAUAUUUCAGACUAAUUAAAUAAUAGGUUACGUAUCGCAUACAUUACAUAUGAAUUCCAUUUCUCCAUGAUUAGUAGCAUAUUAUGGUCAGAUGCAAAAUAUGGAAAUUAAAUACUGAACAUAUCAGUAUCAUGUAGUAUUCAAUGAGAAAAUAUGACGAAAAUUUGAACUAUUGAAAAUUUGGUAUAACAUAACCUGAAUACACAUUUGGUGUAACAUAACCUGAACGUAUACACAUGAUGUAUCAAGUAAAAGCACAACCGAAAUUACUCAAUGUAAAUAGAGUGCCUAGUCAACCAAAAAAACGGAGGAAGAUUACACUUGUAUUUGAUGAAAAAAAAAGAAGAGAUUUUCUGAAAGGAUUUCGCAAAAGAAAAUUAGAACGAAAGCAAAAAGCUCAAGAAAAAUUGAAGCAACAAUUAAAGGAAGAACGAAAAAAAAUUAAACAGGGAGUACAAGAAUAUUAUAAAAACUUGGUAUCGAGUCGUGACAUUCCUGAAAUUCAACAAUUAUUAUCUCAACAUGAGUAUGAAACAGAGGGACAUACUAUUAGUAUUCUGGAAUUAAAUGUUGAAGAUUUAACAGAAAAUAGUACAUUAAUUGGUGAAAAUAAAGGUAAUGUUGUAGAAGAAGAUAAUGAGAAAGAAGAAAGUGAUAAUAAUUCUGAAUACAAUGAAGAGAUUGUGGGAAUGUCUUUAAAUGAAAAGAAAAAAGCCACAAAAUCAGAGGAACCUAUUGAAAAUAAGUUAAUUACAAGUGGAAAAGACUUAAAAAAAGCAAUCAAAAAAGCUACACUGCAACAGGUAAAAAAGAGUAAAGCUUUCAAACGAAAACAACAAGUAGAACGACGGAAAAAUAAAAAAGAAAGUAUGAGGAAACAGAAACAAAAGGAAAAAGUUCGAAAACAUAGUGGGAAACUUAAAAACAAACUAAAGCAAUAAACAUUUUUUAAUUGUGUUUUUCAAAUAUUGUAAAUAUAAAUAAAUACAGUUUGUAAUAAACAA
This is a messenger RNA of Megachile rotundata (alfalfa leafcutting bee), 1059 nucleotides long. RefSeq names its product nucleolar protein viriato (gene vito). Lineage: Eukaryota; Metazoa; Arthropoda; Insecta; Hymenoptera; Megachilidae. The record is from RefSeq and is a predicted model, not a curated record. Gene Ontology annotation, cellular component: nucleolus. Gene Ontology annotation, molecular function: rRNA binding.